Messenger RNA from Hevea brasiliensis (rubber tree), 2775 nucleotides. RefSeq names its product acylamino-acid-releasing enzyme-like. NCBI's taxonomy places the organism in Eukaryota, Viridiplantae, Streptophyta, Magnoliopsida, Malpighiales, Euphorbiaceae. Gene Ontology annotation, molecular function: serine-type endopeptidase activity. Bases 242 to 2566 code for a protein of 774 amino acids. Gene Ontology annotation, biological process: proteolysis. The transcript is spliced from 18 exons. The record is from RefSeq and is a predicted model, not a curated record.
GCAACGCGAUACCUGACGGCCAAUUGCAUGAGAAGCCGUAAUUGGCCUUUCUGCGCGAAUUUUAUUCCGAAGUUGCUCCCUCUCUUUUUAUCUCAUCACUCCCUCACUGUCACUGCCCCGCUUAAAGCUCCCAUUCCUUUCUUCACGUAAGCAAUCCAUUUCUUCCUCUUCCUUGCAUUGCGUUCGAUCUGUUAUCUGGAACUUGUUUGAGUUUAGUAAAAUAUCUUUUGCCAUUUCAGCCAUGGAUGCUUCAAAAGAUGCUUCGCCAAAGGAAUUGCCACUGGGGUUGGAUGCUAGUACUGAGGAAGAGUAUGCUUCACAGUCCAAGCUGCUUCAAGAGUUCACAAGUAUCUCCAGUAUUGACAAGGCGUGGACUUUUAAGUCUAACAGCGGAAUGGGCUCCCAGGCAAUGUUUUCAAUUAGCCAGGCAAAUCUUUUGGCUAACAAAAGGAGGAAAUUCAUUCUAUCAGCUAUAAUUUCAAAAGAAAGUAGCAGUUUUGUGAACUUUCAGUGGGCCCAGUUUCCAAUUGAAAUGGGAGGUGUGUCUACAAUAGUUCCAUCACCAUCAGGUUCAAAGCUUCUUGUAGUUCGGAAUCCUGAAAAUGAAUCUCCAACUCGAUUUGAAAUCUGGAGCCAAGGUCAGGUAGAAAAGGAAUUCCACAUCCCACAAUCUGUUCAUGGUUCAGUAUAUACUGAUGGAUGGUUUGAGGGAAUAUCUUGGAACUCUGAUGAAACUCUCGUUGCUUAUGUUGCUGAGGAACCAUCUCCCUCCAAGCCUGUGUUCAGUGAUCUGGGCUACAAAAAGUGCAGUGCUUCCACAGAUAAGGACAGUGGUAGCUGGAAAGGUCAAGGGGAAUGGGAGGAAGAUUGGGGAGAGACCUAUGCAGGGAAAAGGCAGCCUGCUCUCUUUGUCAUUAGCAUCAGCAGUGGAGACGUACAACCUAUUAAAGGAAUUGCAAAGUCUUUGAGUGUUGGACAAGUUGUGUGGGCUCCAUCAACUGAAGGAUCGAAUCAGUAUUUAGUUUUUGUGGGUUGGUCAUCAGAUCCAAGAAAGCUUGGCAUAAAAUACUGCUACAAUAGGCCCUGUGCAUUGUAUGCAGUUCAAGCACCAGUUUAUAAAUCAGAGGCUAAUGCAUUUGAAUUCAAAGGUAGUCCUAUUAAAGGCUCAUGUGUGCUCAACCUAACUCAAAGCAUAAGUAGUGCCUUCUAUCCAUUGUUCAGUCCAGACGGAAGCUUCCUUGUGUUUUUGUCUGCCAAAAGUUCUGUAGAUUCUGGUGCGCAUUCAGCAACAAAUUCACUUCACAAAAUUGAUUGGCCAGUUAAUGGACAGUUGAGCGCACCUGCAAAAAUUUUUGAUGUGAUUCCUGUUGUGCAGUGCUCAGAGGAUGGUUGUUUCCCUGGACUUUAUUGUUCAGAAUUCCUUAGGAAUCCAUGGCUUUCUGAUGGAUCCACUAUGAUUUUAUCUUCAGUGUGGGGCAGCAGUCAAGUUUUACUUUCUGUGAAUGUGUUAAGUGGGGAUGUAAAAUGCAUUAGUCCUACUGACUCAAAGUUUUCUUGGAAUCUUCAUGCUCUGGAUGGGGACAACAUUAUUGCUGUAUCUAGCAGUCCAGUUGAUUUGCCUGGGAUCAGGUAUGGUUGUCUUGUUGAAAAGGCAACUAGAAAUACUACAUGGAAUUGGUUAGAUAUAUUGAGCCCAAUAUUUAGAUGCUCUGAGAAGGUGAGAUCCUUGCUCUCUUCUCGGCAGUUUGAUAUACUGAAGAUCCCAGUCAAGGAUGUUUCCAGUUGCCUGACAAAAGGCUCUAGCAAACCUUUUGAAGCUAUAUUUGUGUCCUCCAAUUCUAAGAAGAACGGUGUUUGUGAUCCGCUAAUAGUAAUGCUUCAUGGAGGCCCACAUUCUGCAUCAUUGUCAAGCUUCUCAAAGUCUCUGGCAUUUCUAUCUUCAAUUGGUUAUAGCUUAUUGAUUGUAAAUUACAGAGGUUCAAUAGGAUUUGGCGAGGAAGCAUUGCAAUCUCUUCCAGGAAAAAUCGGAUCCCAGGAUGUUAGUGAUGUACUCACUGCUAUAGAUCAUGUCAUUGACAUGGGUCUUGCUAGCCCCUCUAGCAUAGCUGUGCUUGGUGGUUCCCAUGGUGGCUUUCUCACCACACACUUAAUUGGCCAGGCACCUGAUAAGUUUGUUGCAGCAGCUGCGAGAAAUCCUGUCUGUAAUCUUUCAUCAAUGGUUGGUACAACAGAUAUUCCUGAUUGGUGCUAUGUGGAAACUUAUGGGAUUGAUGGGAAAAAUAAAUUCACGGAAGCACCUUCAGCUGAGGACCUGGGUCUAUUUCACAGCAAGUCCCCUAUAUCACACAUUGGAAAGGUCAAAACACCGACAAUCUUUCUUAUAGGUGCUCAGGAUCUCCGCGUUCCAAUGUCUAAUGUGUUGCAAUAUGCACGGGCACUGAAAGAGAGAGGAGUAGAGGUCAAAAUCCUCAUGUUUCCCAAUGAUGUUCAUGGAAUUGAUAGACCUCAGUCAGACUUUGAAAGCUUCCUCAACAUAGGGGUGUGGUUCAAAAAAUACUGUAAAUGAACAUUUCAGAUUGGAAUAAUGCCUGUGGAUUCCAAAUGCAUUAUUAAUCUUAAAGAAAUUUGAAGAACAAAUCCACUUGUAAAACCUUGAUAUGGAGGUUGUCCUCGGUGCUCCAAUCCGCCAUGGGACAUUAUCAUUCUGAAUAUUUAUAAAUGUAUCUUUACCUCUUUUUUAGCAUUUAAAUGGCACAUUUUUUUAUUUUCUAUUAA